CACAGAAGAGCAGUAGAGGUCCCAGGCCUCCUCACAGCCAGUGCAGAGCGGCCAGCAUUACAAGGAGUCAUGGACAGCUUCAUGGAGUCGCUGAACAGACUGAGAGAGGCCCAUGAGAAAGAGGUCCUGGGCCUGCAGAACAAGCUUCUAGAACUCAACUCAGAACGGUGCCGAGACGCACAGAGGGUAGAGGAGCUCUUUGCCAAGAAUCACCAGCUCCGGGAGCAGCAGAAAGCACUGAAGGAGAACCUGCGGGUGCUGGAGAACAGGCUGCGGGCUGGCUUGUGCGAUCGAUGCAUGGUCACCCAGGAGCUGGCCAGGAAGAAGCAGCUAGAGCUGGAAAGUGCACACCUGCAGAGCCUGCAGCAUCUCUGCAUCCUCACCAAUGAGAUGAAUGUGCUAAGGGAGGAAAACAAGAUCCUGAAGGAAGAAGUGAAGAGGCUUCGGAAUCUGGGAGACAAGACCACACCGCAGACCUGGGAGGGCACCUCAGAGCCCCCGUCACCCUUGCUACUCCCCUCCCCCAGUAACCGGAAGGGUGCUACUGAGAACCCUCCAGGAGGCUCGGAAGAGGCUGAGGAAGAGCAGCAGGGUACAGAUAAAUUGUCAAGCCACAAGACAUCCCCAGUGGCCAGAGUCUCCCCAGCUGCCAACCUACUGGAGCCACGGACCCUGGACAUGACCCCUCAGUGCAUCUCCAACCAACUGCACUCAACGGUAGCUGUGGUGCGGCCUGGCUCCAGGGCCUGCCCACCAGACAGUGGUACUGCCAAUGGGACGACCCCGCCGCCAUCCAUGAGGAGCAGCCCGUCCAGCCCCACAUAUGAACACGGUCUCCCUGUGGACAGCUUCUUACGUGCUGCCCGGCCAUCAGCCAUAGCCUAUGAGACCCUGAAGCACUCCCUUCAGACUGAUCGCCUCUGCCUCCUGAACCGACAUCUGUCUCUGCACCUACAGAGCCCCCACAGCAGCCCCCUGGCUCCUGCUGCAGCUCCCAAUAGCCCCCUGCCCCGGGGCCUGAAGGCUAGAGAGGCCGAGGCAUGGGAGGAGCCUAGUGCCUUGGUGGGUGUGCAGGACCCACGGCUGGAAGGAGCAUUGCACCUGCUUCUGGUCCAGCAGCAUCUGCGGGCAAGGGCACGGGCGAGCACUGCCAGGUUGAGGGUCCCGUCUGCACCGGAAGAGAUGCCAUCUUCCCCACCAGCUGACUCAGAUUCUGAGAGCUCUGACAGUGAGGCCCCCAAGCCAGCUCUGAGCACAGAGGCCCAGCCUGAUGGGUGGCAUUCUCCGCCCAUAGGCCAAAGUAGCUCCCAGAGGAAAGAGACACUCGUAGCCACUCAGGACUCCCCCCCAGACAAGCCUCUGGACCUCUCUGACAGAGGACGGUGUCGGGACACCUCCAAGUCGACUGGCCAACCUUUGCCACUCAGUCCUACUCCUGGCCCCCAGCUGUCCGCCUUGUCUAGACCCCUGAUUCAUAGCUCCCAUACUCUCAGCAAUGGCAGCACAGAGACCAGAGCUCAGGAGUCUGAAGAAUAUUCUACUCCCAAGGAUACCUCGCAAACUCUCCCAGGGAUCCAUGCAGGCCUGACCUCUCCUGGAAGGACUGCAGAGGAGCCUGGAGGAAGGCCAAGGCCAGGACCUCACCUGCAGAGGCCUGAUGCUGAUGGAACCACGGAGCCUAAGACGGUCACACAAAGGCCAGAGCUGGAGCAACUGGAAGAGUCAGACACAUCAGACACCAAGGCGGGCCUGAUUUCUGAAUCAAGUAUGGAGACAAGCAUAGCAGGGGAGGGACGACACGCUGAGGACCAUCGACGGGGUCAGCAACAGAAGAGGAAGCUGGCAUCGGACCUGCAGGACAAAGGUACCUAA
This is a messenger RNA of Rattus rattus (black rat), 1872 nucleotides long. RefSeq names its product RBBP8 N-terminal like (gene Rbbp8nl). Gene Ontology annotation, biological process: DNA double-strand break processing involved in repair via single-strand annealing; double-strand break repair via homologous recombination. Gene Ontology annotation, molecular function: double-strand/single-strand DNA junction binding; Y-form DNA binding; flap-structured DNA binding. NCBI's taxonomy places the organism in Eukaryota, Metazoa, Chordata, Mammalia, Rodentia, Muridae. The record is from RefSeq and is a predicted model, not a curated record. The transcript has 12 exons. Gene Ontology annotation, cellular component: site of double-strand break. The coding region runs from base 70 to 1872 and encodes 600 amino acids.